Chinchilla lanigera (long-tailed chinchilla) is the source of this 673-nucleotide messenger RNA. RefSeq names its product chromosome unknown open reading frame, human C19orf70 (gene Micos13). The transcript is spliced from 4 exons. Gene Ontology annotation, cellular component: mitochondrial crista junction; MICOS complex. The record is from RefSeq and is a predicted model, not a curated record. The coding region runs from base 179 to 535 and encodes 118 amino acids. NCBI's taxonomy places the organism in Eukaryota, Metazoa, Chordata, Mammalia, Rodentia, Chinchillidae. Gene Ontology annotation, biological process: cristae formation.
AGGGGCCUCUUGGAGCGGGGCUGCACGCUGCUGCAGAAUCUCAGAGCCCUAGCGAGACUAUCACUCCCAGAGGCCUUUGCACUCGACAAGGGAGACUACACUUCCCGGAGGCCCUUGCUGCCCCGCGACCGGAAGCCUCGGGCGAGACGAGUGCCCUUGCGCGCGGAGCCAAGCGACCAUGGCGGCUGGAGUGUGGUCGCUGAUGAGGUUCCUCAUCAAAGGCAGCCUGGCCGGGGGCGCCGUGUACCUGGUGUACGACCAGGAGCUGCUGGGGCCGAGCGACAGGACUCAGGCGGCGCUGCGGCGGGCGGAGGAGGUGGUGCCCCCGGCCGUGUACCACUUCUGCCAGUACGUGUGCCGGCAGACGGGCCUGCAGAUCCCACAGCUCCCAGCCCCUCCAAAGAUGAACUUUCCCAUCCGAGAGUCCUGGAAUGCAGGCAUUAUCAAAGUGAUGUCAGCUCUGUCAGCGGCGCCCACCAAGGCCCUGGAGUACUCCAGGGAGGGCUGGGAGUACGUGAAGGAGCGCACCAAAUAGGGGGCCGCCCACCGCAGGCCACAGCCCGCCCUGCCAGCACGGGCGCAGGGCCAGCGCAGACCCGCCACUCUGGACUGGGACCCCACUCCGAGGGCAGCUCCCGGCCUUGCCGGCCCAAUAAAGGACUUCAGAAGUGUU